GUAGUCUCGUGUUUCCCGCACAUCUUGUCACGCAAUUGUAUUUCGAUUGAUCACAAGCGCAAUUCUGCAUAAUCAAACAAGUUAAAACGUCGCUUACUCGAAGAGUCCUCACAUCUAAACUCUACGCUAACCUCAUGGAUGAGAAAGAGAUCUACUUUGGCUUCGCGUCAAGCUUGAGUGAAAGAAAAAUGGCCGAACGGGGCGCGAAGUUUUUGUCGCGUGAGAGAGCUGUUCUUCGAGGUUUUCGGCUAGAAUUUAGUACUAACUGGAAAGAUGACGGUUAUGGAUACGCAAACAUUGUUCCUGAAGAAGGAUCAGUUGUUCAUGGAGCUUUAUAUGUUUGUGAACGAGGAAGCAUGUCCAGUAUGGAUCGCGAGCACGUGGUUGAAGGAAAUCAUUUUCGAAGGGUAACUGUAACAGUUGAGAAGAAGAAUGGUGAAUUGGUAAAAGCUACUACAUACAUAGCUAAUGAUGAGUUUGUUCAGCAAGGGCUUAGUCCAAGUGAAGUUUAUUUGAACGAAAUUCUUGAAGGUGAAGAUAUUAUUCCAAUGGAGUACGCAGAGUUUAUCAGAAGCUUUUCUAAGUCGAAAUGAGCCCGCGAAUAUCUUGUCACCUUCACUGUUGUACUUUGGGUAAGCGUUGCGUGAAAUCCAUAGGAAUGGCCAAGAACGGCCAAGAUCUGAUUGUUCAUUCUUCCCUCUAGCUGCGACACAUUUCCCUGUAUAUUAGUUUCGAGAAUUUGGUGUUCGAUCAUGAUAACAACCUGUGCCAAGUUCGAGUAUUCUCAUUACCUGUUUGCUAAAAAUAUAUAUAUAGAUAUUAUAGGGAGAAAUUACAUUUCAAUCACUUCUGAGAGUCAAAAGGGUCAACACUAUUUCGGUACAAUUAACUCUUAAGGGUUUGAGAAACUUGACACCUGUGAGACCUAAUGAGGCCCCUAAAGAGGUUGUUAUUGCAGUAGUUUUACUUGACAUCUAUUGGACCUAAUGAGACUCUAAAGAGGUUGUUGUUGCAGUAGUGUUCAUAAGGUUCAAACAACAACUAGUAAAAAUUUAAUUCUUUAUGACCAACUCUAGAUUAAUGUAUAGCAUGAGACUUUCUUUAUUAAACAAGAAGCAGUAUUCACAAGGCAACUUAGUUAUGGGUAUUGUUUUCCUCAGUUACUAUGUUAUUACAAAACUAUAGAGAUUUUUUUUAGUCUUGUUCAAGUAUCUGUGAGUAUAGCAGAGUGAAGGAACACCUUGGUCACAACUCUUGUGUGUGGAAGAUUAUGACAGUAAUGAUCACAAUGAUGUUGGUAGAGAUUCAGUUGACAAUGAUGAUGAUGGUGAUGUUCACACCAGCAAAUUUUAAACCUAGCCAGUCUCCAUGUAUGAACUUAAAAUACAGAAACUGUUACAAUAUAAUACAGUCGGUCAGAUAAAUUUGCACCCUUUAACAACGUAAGGCUAUUGGUAGAAGUUUCUUUCUUACCAAAUAUUUUAAAUAUUCCCAAUGACUAUUUGCACAACAACCCAGCUUCCACUUAAUAUACACUCAAUGUAAUUUAGCCAUGAGGGGGGUGGAUACUCUACAUAAUUAUCUCCCCUAUCCCUGGGCAAUUUACAGUC
This is a messenger RNA of Pocillopora verrucosa, 1610 nucleotides long. NCBI's taxonomy places the organism in Eukaryota, Metazoa, Cnidaria, Anthozoa, Scleractinia, Pocilloporidae. The record is from RefSeq and is a predicted model, not a curated record.